Molecule: messenger RNA, 3247 nt
Organism: Lycium barbarum (goji berry)
Lineage: Eukaryota; Viridiplantae; Streptophyta; Magnoliopsida; Solanales; Solanaceae
Exons: 18
Coding region: 183-2930 (915 amino acids)
Biological process (GO): intracellular monoatomic cation homeostasis
Cellular component (GO): mitochondrial inner membrane
Source: RefSeq, a predicted model, not a curated record
GAGGCAGAGGAGUUGUGUGAUCAGUUGCCUCCCCACGUCUCAUGGAUAAACCCUUUGUGCCACGUCAGCUCCCCUGCUCUUCACAAACAUUUUUAUUUCCCACCAUUUUCCUCCCAAAAUAAUAAUCCCUUUUUUUAUCUUCUCUUCCCAAACACUCUAACUUGAAAUUUCUCACUAAGGUGAUGUCGUUGAAGCUCCAGCAUCAUAAUCUUCCUUCCUCUAGUUCUUCUAGUCCAUGGCCUUCAGUUAAAGCAGUGAGAAGCUAUUAUUUCAGCAGGAAAGCAGUAGGCUUGGAUCACCUGAUAUACAAUCAAUGCAAUACAAGGAGGAGAUGCCACACAAAACUUUAUUUGUUACCGGGUGGAAAUCGUGAUCUUAUUUGCAUAUUACCUGAUUCUAUGAAACGUAGGAUUAAUUCUCGAACAUCGAGGAUAUUACACCUAUUGCCUUUUGCUUCUGCUGAGGAUGGGGUGUCAGUUAAUGGCAGUCCCAGACCAACUACUAGCAGUGAUAUGGGGGAAAUGAGACUAAAACUAGAUCUAUCUGUGCAAGAUGAAGAGAACGCUUCUGGACUUGUCCAAUCACUGCAUGAUGCUGCAAGAGUAAUUGAGCUGGGAAUUAGACAACAAGGCUCAUCAUCCAGGGUAUCCUGGUUUUCAACUGCCUGGUUGGGAGGUGACAGAACUGGUUGGAUCAAGGUGCUAUCUUAUCAGGCAUCUGUAUAUUCUAUACUUCAAGCAGCAAAUGAGAUUUCAUCUCGAGGAGAUGAAAGAGAUAAUGAUAUCAACGCUUUCACGCAGAGGAGUUUAUCGAGGCAAUCUGCUCCUUUGGAGAGCGUGAUUAGAGAUAGUUUAUCAGCCAAGCAACCUGAAGCUUAUGAUUGGUUUUGGUCCGAACAAAUUCCAGCAGUGGUUACCACCUUUGUGAAUUAUUUUGAGAAGGAUCAGCGAUUUGCUUCUGUUACUGCAGUGACCCGAAAACAAACAUCUUUGUCUCCUGGAAAUGCGAGUGAUGUAUCACUCCUUAUGCUUGCACUCAGUUGCAUUGCAGCGAUUAUGAAACUUGGUGCUGCAAAACUGUCAUGUCCACAAUUUUCAUCUCUUAUUCCAGACACACUUGGAAGAUUGAUGGACAUGCUUGUCGAAUUUAUUCCUUUCCGACAGGCUUAUCAUUCUGUGAAGCCUAUUGGUCUGCGCAGAGAAUUUCUUGUCCACUUUGGUCCCAGAGCUGCAGCAUGUAGAGUACAAAAUGAUUCAGGAACUGAAGAGGUUAUAUUCUGGGUGAGUCUUGUCCAAAAGCUGCUUCAACGAGCUAUAGAUCGAGAGAGAAUAUGGUCCAGACUCACUACAAGUGAGAGUAUCGAGGUUCUGGAAAAGGAUCUGGCUAUAUUUGGUUUCUUUAUUGCUUUGGGAAGAAGCACAAAGGCUUUUCUUUCUGAAAAUGGAUUUGAUACCCUUGAUGAGCCGAUUGAAGAAUUAAUUAGGUAUCUAAUUGGGGGCAGCGUACUAUAUUAUCCUCAACUUGCAUCAAUAAGCUCUUAUCAACUGUAUGUGGAGGUUGUGAGUGAAGAGCUAGACUGGCUUCCUUUUUAUCCAGGCAUUACUGCUAAUAGCAUUCGCACUAUUAGGCACAAAAGCAAACAAGAAGUUCCUCCAAAUUUAGAAGCUAUCCCUCUAGUAUUAGAUGUGUGCUCUUACUGGAUCCAGAGUUUCAUCAAAUACAGUAAAUGGCUGGAGAACCCUUCUCAUGUCAAGGCAGCAAGAUUUCUUUCAACUGGGCAUAACAAGCUUAAGAAGUGCAGGGAAGAUCUAGGAAUUGAGAAGACUCGCGUGGGAGCUCAUUCACAGAUCAAGAAAGAAACAGAUUCCUUUGAUAAGGCACUGGAGAGUGUUGAAGAGGCUCUGGUAAGGCUAGAGGUAUUGCUUCAGGAGCUGCACAUGUCAAGCGCUAGUUCACAGAAGGAGCACUUGAAAGCAGCCUGUUCUGAACUUGAAAGGAUACGAAGACUUAAAAAAGAGGCUGAAUUUCUUGAGGUUUCGUUUAGAACAAAGGCUGCUUUCCUACAGCAGGAGGAUGAUGCUACUAUGUCUACACCAUCAAGCAGUGACAAACAACAGUUCUCUGAACAGGACAACAAGGGCGGUCGAAAUCGGAGUGGGAACAACAGGAUACAGGGCCUAUGGAGCUUCGUAGGACGUCGGCCUAGCAAAUCAUCAGACCAGGCAUCAUCAACUGCUAAUGAUAUUGGUGAUGAUGGCUCUAAACAGCCAUCAGAGAGUACAGGCAUUAUGGAUUCAAAUUCAAAUGAAGUUCGAAGGUUUGAACUACUAAGAAGUGAGCUAAUGGAACUGGAGAAGCGGGUUCAAAAAAGUGCUGAUCAAUAUGAAUAUGUAGAGGAGGAAAGUCAGAAGGCAGAUCGCACUUCGACAUAUGCUGCAGGAGCUGGAAGAACUCAAUUGGUUCUUCAGAAGAAAAAGGAGAAUGUUAUUGAGAGAUCAUUAGACAAACUGAAAGACACUAGCACGGCUGAGAGCAGUGCCUGCUCCCUUGUAUUUAGGCGGCCUCUCAGAGUAAUAAGGAUUUUCCGUGUCCAGGAUGUUUGGCAAGGAACUCAGCUUCUCGCUAUCGAUGUUGCUGCAGCUUUAGGGCUACUUCGGAGGUCGAUAGUAGGGGAUGAGUUGACAGAAAAAGAGAAGCAAGCAUUGCGGAGAACUUUAACUGACUUGGCAUCAGUGGUACCUAUUGGAUUUCUUAUGCUUCUCCCUGUUACAGCAGUUGGGCAUGCUGCUAUGUUGGCUGCAAUUCAAAGAUAUAUACCAUCUCUGAUACCUUCUACAUAUGGAUCGGAGAGGCUAGGCCUCCUAAGGCAGCUUGAGAAAGUCAAGGAAAUGGAAACUGAGGUGAAUCCAACUGAAAAGGCUGAUGAAUAGCCCAGGUCAAAGCAUACGAAAACAGCUAGUCAUAUUGUGCUACCAUCAAAUUCAUUUCAACUUGGUUCUAAAUCCAUUCAACAGUAGAUGGGCAUAAAGAAGUUCAUUCCAAGUGUCUGGCACUCCCGGGAGGCACCAGUGGCUGCAGUCUUGCGGUGCACCAACCGGGGUGCCGGGUUCACGAUGUUCUGAAGGGUGGCCAUCUUUCCUGUACUCACUUAGAUAUGUGAUGUUUAGGAAGGUCAUAUUUCUUCUUGUAUUUUGCAUUUGUGCGACUACCUCAGAAAUGAAUAUAUUGUUGAUUGGCUCUUUCUCCA